UGUUUUUGGCUUUAAGAUAAGGUGGUAUGUAGGUACGGUAGUUUGUUGGGCUUCUGCCGGUUUUUCAUUGGCAUAUGUUUUGCAGCGAAAAAUUGAUGGUUUAUAAUGCUCAGCAAAAAGUGUUGUACCGUCUCUGUUGCUAACAGUUGAAAUAUUUUUGCAAAAGGCUUUUUAUUUACAUGUGCUGUAUACAUGAUCAUAUAUCCUAUUUCCAUUAAGAAAUCGCCUAAGAAGGCAACCUUACAAGGACUUAUUUUAAGGAAUGACGAUAUGACUAGUAAAUACGACUCUCAUAAAAACCUGAAUUCAGCUUAAAUUUACUGCGCAGCACUCGAGUUGAAGAUAUAAGUAGAACGAGAACCACUAAAUUGUACCAAUAGACACAGUUGAGCGAAGUUCAGUCUAUUCUCUUCUCUUUUAAUUCUCUUAUUUCAUUUAAAGCAGUUAUGAUCAUAAACAAAAUGCGGUUUUGCACACAACUAUACUACUCUACCUUAGCGUUUCUGUUGUUUUGUAAAAACUAAAUAAAGUUUUAAUCACAAAGUGCCAUCUUUUUGUUAUAUUUUUGAAAAAAUGCUCAAGCAUAAUUGAAUUUUAUAAAAACUGCCCCUGGUCUCAAACAUAAAAAUUGCAACUCAUUUUCUUUUCGAGUAAAUGAGUAUUUGAUGUGCGUGAAUUUACCGGAGCAAUUGACCUCAGCUGACCUUGUAAUCAAGAAUGACGUCACAAUCAGACUCUACUUCGUCUCAGAAGGCGGCCAAGUGGUACUUUGGGGUGUUGGCAGCCACUUUUGGGAGCAGUGUCACCCACCCUCUCGACCUAGUCAAGGUCCAUCAUCAGACGAAGAAGACCUACUCUGUGAAGCCAGUGAGUCGGACCAUGCUCAAUGUGAUUGAGAGUGAUGGACUACGUGCAAUAUACAGUGGAAUAGGCGCGGGAAUAAUGCGACAUCUAACGUACCAGAGCGUGCGAUUCGCCAUAUACGAGAACUGGAAAAACUAUUUCACAGUCAGAGGUCAACACCUGGACUUUGCAACAAGAAUCGUCGUCGCUGGAACGGCAGGUUUCCUGGCCGGAGGAUUCAUUACGCCGGUCGAUUUAAUAUGUGUGCGAAUGCAAAAUGACGUAAAGCUUCCCUUCAUCAAGAGACGUAAUUACAAAAACGUGUUCGAUGGCUUGGUUCGUGUUAUCAAAGACGAAGGCUUAAUUCAACUUUACCGUGGCAGCUCAAUGGCGUGUUCCAAAGGCGCCUUAAUGACCAUCGGUCAACUUGCUACUUAUGACGUGACUAAAGAGAAAUUGUUAGAGCUUCAGUUAGUAAAUGAAGGUCAGCUGUGUUAUAUAAUCAGUUCUAUAAUAGCCGGAACUAUUGCCACUUCUUUUGCAAUGCCUGUCGAUGUUAUGAAGACGAAGAUUUUCAGCGCUACUCCGGGAAAAUAUUCAGGUGUGCUAUCCUGUUUCACACAAACCCUGCGUGCAGGGGGACCACUGGCAUUUUACAAAGGGUUCUACCCUUCUUUUGUGCGAAUAGCACCGGCCACAGUGAUUACUUUCCUAGUUUUGGAAGAGAUGAAAAAAUUGUUUGGUUCUACUCUUCUGAUGAAGAUAGUGGUGACCUCUGAUGACCCCCAGCAGCAGCAGGUGAAGAGACUGGCCAGAUGGUAUUUCGGGGGAGUGGCCGCCACUAUGGCCGCCAGCUGCACCCACCCACUCGAUCUAGUCAAGGUGCACCUUCAGACAAUCUCAGCCAAAAGUGAAUCAAUGUCAAUGAGUAGGACAUUUGUCCACGUGAUCAAGAAUGACGGCCUUUUUGCACUGUACAAUGGCAUUAGUGCAUCAGUACUCCGACAACUCACCUAUUCCACUGUCAGAUUUGGGGUCUACGAGAGUGCGAAAAACUACCUCAUAUCCAGUGGUCGAGAACUAAACCUGGCAACCAAAAUAGUCCUCUCUGGCUCAGCUGGUCUCAUCGGAGGCGCAAUUGGGACCCCGACUGACUUGAUAAAUGUUCGCAUGCAGAACGAUAUUAAAUUACCACCAAAGAGUCGCAGGAACUACAAACAUGCGAUAGAUGGGCUCAUAAAAGUAAUCAGCCAAGAAGGUUUUUCUCGAUUGUUCCGAGGCUGUACUAUGGCUAGUGCUAGAGGCUGUUUUAUGUCCAUAGGACAAAUGGCUAGCUACGACACUAUCAAAGAGCAAAUUUUACAAUUCGGCCUAAUGAGCGAAGGGCAGGCAUGUUACUUCACAAGUUCCUUUAUUGCCGGGGGCAUUGCGACACUGCUAACUAUGCCGAUAGAUGUAAUGAAGACAAAAAUGAUGAACUCUAAGCCAGGCGAGUUCCGAGGAAUUGGUCACGUGUUUUUGCACACAUUGAAAGUUGGACCGACUGCCUUUUUCAAGGGAUUCAUGCCUGCUUUGAUCAGAAUGGCACCGCAAACUGUUUUAACGUUUCUCUUUUUAGAAAAAUUGAAAAAUAAUUUUGGAAUACCAGUUCAAGUUAAAUAAAUAUACGGCUUGUGACUCA
This is a messenger RNA of Symsagittifera roscoffensis, 2524 nucleotides long. RefSeq names its product probable mitochondrial glutathione transporter SLC25A40. Gene Ontology annotation, biological process: malate transmembrane transport; succinate transmembrane transport; oxaloacetate transport. Lineage: Eukaryota; Metazoa; Xenacoelomorpha; Acoela; Convolutidae. Bases 718 to 2505 code for a protein of 595 amino acids. Gene Ontology annotation, molecular function: sulfate transmembrane transporter activity; oxaloacetate transmembrane transporter activity; malate transmembrane transporter activity. The transcript is spliced from 6 exons. The record is from RefSeq and is a predicted model, not a curated record.